UGCGACGACAGCUGUCGCAAUGCCUGGCCUGGAGAUUCCCGGCGAGUUCCUGCGGCAUGCUGUGCUAGACACAGUUGUGCCUCAUGCGCCCGCGCUCGACAUCGAGGGUGCCCUAACUUCAGCCCUGGAGGACGGCGCCGACGAUCUCCCCUCAGUUCUCUCUGCAAUUCCGCAGCGAUCCCUGCUCUUCUUCGACGAAUUCCUUCCCGUUCGCAUUGUUCUGAGACUCUCCGACUGCACAGAGUCUACCCUAAAGCAUUACCUGCCUCGUCUUGAAGUCAAGCUUGAUGUUUUCGCGGUCGACCCUGCCGAGUCUGUCGCGGAGAAUCCGACUCCGACCCGAGAGAUUAUCUUCUCUGGCUUGGUGAAUACCGAUGAGGAACCGUUGGUGGUGUUCAAUGAGUUUGAGGGCGACGAUGGGACGGGGAACCAUGUAUACCUCAUAUGGAAUAUCGAAACCUUUGUCAAGCGACCUCGGAACCGCAUUCAGCAUCCGUCGCUAUUGUUUAUGGCCUCGGCCAGCUUGAACCCUUCUGAGGCCUGCCGACCCGAGGAACCCGAAGACGAUUACCUCCCUCCGCUCAUUCCUGCCUCGACAAAUAUGUUGCAACCCUUGUCUGGCGACAAAUCCCUCUCCCAUAAAGAGCCCUUUCUCCCCGCGUCAAGACUAUUGCGCGUGGUACCGACAACCUCCAACGAGGACCCUAUAUACAAUAUCCAGCAGAGCCAUGGUCAUCCAUUCCGCGUGGUACCUGCUGCAAGUGCAAGGAUUCGAUAUUCGCGACUCAGCUCUUAUAAUGGUCUUCCCCAGACUAUCGCCAGUCUUGAUUUUGAAGUGACACCGUUCUUAAGCUGCGAAGUAUCAUUUGAUAAAGCAGAUAUUCGCCUGUCCGAGGGAACCAUUGAAUCUCUUUCAAAUACUUCAGGCCUUACCCUUCCUCUAACCUGCCGCCCUCGAGACGAUGUGACCUUAAUGUACAAGCUGACCCCCGAGUAUGGACCGGAAACCAAUCCAUCCUCGACUGCCAUCAUUAGCACGCUGGACAUCUCUCUCGGAGCGGCCAUCCUUCUAUCCGAAGACUGCAAGCCACGCAUUGCGAUGGAAUGGAGGACCAAUGUUGAUUUCUCCAUGGCCCUUAAUCCCACUUUUGGCGGCCCCAGCCAAGCUCUGCAGAGAACCAAUCGACCUACCAGCCUACCCAUGAACUCAAGCCAGCCGGGAGCGGCCCCGAACAACCGUAGCUCAUUACGGGAGCGAGCCUACUCUGUCACAGAUGUGGGUGUUACUAUUUCAUUCUCCGGACCGAGCCGCGUGCAAGUCGGGUCACCAUUUGCUUGGGGCGUGUUCAUUGUGAACCGCUCGAACAUCCCUCGGAAGUUCGCACUGAUUGCCAUUCCGCGGCGGAAACGUAUCGACCCUCGGGGCCAUGUUGCGCGACCGUCAUCUUCGUCCAUCUCGAGCCGAAAGGAGAACGAGGUGGCCGAGGCCGUGACAGACGACAAUAUCGUGCAUGCGAUGCAGAAAAAUGUGGCAGGACAAGAGGCCGAGCUUAUCAGUUUGAGUACUGAUAUCCGCGUCGGUCCUCUCCUGCCAGGAACCUGCCACUCGACUGAGAUCAAACUCCUUCCUUUGGCCACCGGCCCUCUUCACCUAGAGGCCGUGCGUCUUGUGGACGUGAACACGAAUGAAACGACCGAUAUUCGAGACUUGCCGGACAUUCUCGCCGACGAUCAGCCUCGAGCAUCUACAUAA
Molecule: messenger RNA, 1753 nt
Organism: Penicillium cinerascens
Lineage: Eukaryota; Fungi; Ascomycota; Eurotiomycetes; Eurotiales; Aspergillaceae
Product: TRAPP trafficking subunit Trs65 domain-containing protein
Exons: 4
Coding region: 20-1753 (577 amino acids)
Biological process (GO): intra-Golgi vesicle-mediated transport
Cellular component (GO): trans-Golgi network; TRAPPII protein complex
Source: RefSeq, a predicted model, not a curated record